Molecule: messenger RNA, 1794 nt
Organism: Alternaria arborescens
Lineage: Eukaryota; Fungi; Ascomycota; Dothideomycetes; Pleosporales; Pleosporaceae
Exons: 1
Coding region: 1-1794 (597 amino acids)
Molecular function (GO): oxidoreductase activity
Source: RefSeq, a predicted model, not a curated record
AUGGCGUUCUCAAUAGGGAUACCCUGGAACGAGGGCGAAGAGAAGAUGCAUCACCUCCUCCGCGUUCCACCCCAAGACAAUCCAACAUCGGCUAUGCUCACACCACAAGCCAGUUUUAUGUUCCAACGUGCUCCUCUACUCGCACUCGGAACACUGGAUGCACAAUCUAGACCAUGGGCGACACUAUGGGGUGGCGAGCCUGGUUUCUCUGAACAGCUUGGUGGAGGCUUCAUCGGCACGCGAACACUCGUCGAUGGAACGUACGAUCCUGUCGUGCAAGCGCUGACAAGUGAGAAUCAGAAGGGCGAGAUGACCCAAGCAAAAGACGGUGGCAAACUAGUAGCAGGUUUAGCUAUCGAUCUGAUGACGAGGAAAAGAGUCAAAACCGCCGGGCGUAUGAUUGCAGGAGCAAUAAGGGAUAUCGACGUUGAGAUCGAAGGUGAGGCAGACAAGAAACAAGAACAGAUUCAACUCGUCACCAAGAUAGAACAAAGCCUAGGAAAUUGUCCCAAGUAUCUCAAUCAAUACGAAAUACGCCCAGCGCUAGUAAACGCAAGAUCAGUAUCACAAUCCUCAGCGUUAUCAAAAGAAGGAGAAGAACUCAUUGCGAGAUCCGACAUGUUUUUCUUAUCUACAACAACUGAGGACGACAUGGAUGUCAACCAUCGCGGUGGACCAGCGGGAUUCGUCCGGAUGAUAGAUUCAAGCACUCUUGUCUACCCCGAAUACUCCGGAAACCGGCUUUAUCAGUCCCUCGGUAAUCUAAUGCUCAACCCCAAGAUUGGUAUCGUGUUUCCAGACUACGAAACGGGAGAUGUCCUUUACCUGACCGGCACAACUGACAUCCUCGCUGGUGCAGAUGCAGCUGCCCUAUUGCCCAGUAGCAAUCUGGCCGUCAAGAUAACCAUCUCAGAAUGCCGAUUUGUAGCCAAUGGUCUGCCGUUUCGUGGCUCGAAGAAGACACCUAGCCCAUAUAAUCCGCUCGUGCGCACCCUUGCUUCUGAAGGGAACAUACGCGGCAAACUCUCCGUUUCUCACACCAUGGCAUCUUUGACCAAGAAAGAGGUUCUCACGCCUAGUAUUGCUCGUUUCACCUUCACUGUGAGAGAUGGCAUAACAUAUCAAUCUGGGCAAUGGAUUGCGCUAGAUUUUAGCAAAGAGUUGGACAUUGGGUACGAACACAUGCGCGAUGAUGAUCCUGGAAGUCUGAACGAUGACUUUGUGAGGACGUUUACCAUUUCCUCCACGCCUAGCAAAGACCAUGAGAAGGAAAGUGAGUUUGAGAUGACUAUACGGAACGUUGGGACUGUUACACGGUUCCUCUUCCAGCAAAAUGAGCGGGCUGGGUUGGAGAUAGGUGCCCUCGGUGUAGGGGGUCAGUUCAAGAUCGAAAAGGCCGAUGGGCGUAAGGUGGUUUUUGUGGCUGGCGGAGUGGGGGGCACGCCGUUGCUCGGACAAGUUGGUGGGCUGGGUUUGGGAGCUGGAGGAUUCAAGUUGAUUUGGGCCGUACGGAGUGAGGAUGUGGGGUUGGUGUAUGAUACGUUUCGACGGUAUCAUGGCCUAGGAGCUUGUACGACGGUGUUUCUGACAGGCGGCGGAACAGACGGUGACUUAACUAAGAUGAAGGAUCACGUGAAAUCGGAGGCUGAGGUUGUGGAAAGAAGAAUGACGAAGAGUGAUAUACAGGCGAUGCAGGCUGAUACAUGGUACGUGUGUGCCGGAAAGGGGAUGAGGAAAAUAGUUACAGGAUGGCUAGAAGGACAGAAAGUAGUGUUUGAGGAUUUUGAUUAUUAG